CGCAAAAACUUGUCCCGAACGACCUCUGUCGACGACACAUCCACUCCCGCCUGCUCACGACCUGCUUUGGCUCGUCGUCCCUGCAAGUCCUCCGUCUUCGACAGAACCCGUUCGCCGUCGCCUCCCGCCUGCCGGCCAGCUUCCCCUCCUUCCGUACAGAUCAGCCAUGAGACCCAUCCUGCUCAAGGGACACACCCGCUCGCUGACAAAGAUCAGAUACAACCGAGACGGCGAUCUCCUGUUCACUGUCUCGAAGGACUCUACACCCUCGGUCUGGUUCUCCCACAACGGCGAGCGCCUGGGCACAUACAAUGGCCACAACGGCACCGUCUGGGACCUGGAUAUCUCCGUCGACAGCCGACGCCUCCUGACCGGCUCCGCUGACCAAACCUGCAAAAUGUGGGACGUUUACACCGGAAAGUGUCUCUUCACCUGGAACACCCGCACUGCCGUCCGUGCUGUUUCUUUUGCCGAAGGCGACAAGCAGGCUCUCUUCGUUACCGAUGCCGUCAUGGGCCAGCCCUCGACCAUCCACAUUGUCCCCAUCGAAGACAACGUUGCUGACCAAACCGAAGAGCCCGUCAACAAAAUCAUCAUCACCGGAUCAAAGGCCACCGUCGCUGUUUGGUGUUCCCUCAACGAAUACAUCUUGACGGGCCAUGAAGACGGCUCAAUAUCGCUGUGGGAUCCUGCCACCGGCAACCGACUCAAGCGGGUGGAGAACCACAAGGCCACCAUCCAGGACAUUCAGUUCUCCAAGGACAAGACCUUCUUCAUCACAGCCUCGCGAGACCACUCGUGUCAGAUCUAUGACACGGCCACUCUGAAGGUUCUGAAGCAGUUUGUUACCGAGCGACCCUGCAACGCCGCCGCGAUCUCUCCCAUCCGACCGCACAUCAUCCUCGGUGGUGGUCAGGACGCCAUGACCGUCACCCAGACCAACGUCAAGGAGGGCAAGUUCGAAGUCCGAUUCUACCACCAAGUCUUUGAGGAGGAGAUUGGCCGUGUCAAGGGCCACUUUGGUCCCAUCAACACGCUGGCAUUCCACCCUGAUGGCAAGAGCUUUGCUUCGGGCGGUGAGGAUGGUUACGUUCGGCUGCAUCACUUUGACGACGACUACUUCACCUUCAAGUUCGAGGAGGAGAGUCUCGAGAACUACGCCUAGAGGCUCUGAGCUGCGUGUCUGCCGAUCCCGGCCAAUGUCUGUCUCACUCUUUGGCUGUCAGUGUCGCCGAGAGAGCCUUGUCUACUCCCGAGCGAUCCUGCCGAACCCGAGUGGAGGAUGUGUGGUAGGAUCCGCCGCGGCUGUGUGAAACGGUUUUUUGUGAUGGUUGAAUGGUUGCCACAGUACCGAGGGGCCACGAUUCUGCUCUGCGCCCGAUGCGGGAUCCAUGUAUGUAGUUCUCCCAAGAAACAAAUAGCAAAAAAUAAAACGUGGCGGGGGAGCACCCGACGUGUUCCACACUG
Polychytrium aggregatum is the source of this 1467-nucleotide messenger RNA. RefSeq names its product WD40-repeat-containing domain protein. NCBI's taxonomy places the organism in Eukaryota, Fungi, Chytridiomycota, Chytridiomycetes, Polychytriales. The transcript has 8 exons. The record is from RefSeq and is a predicted model, not a curated record. Gene Ontology annotation, cellular component: eukaryotic translation initiation factor 3 complex, eIF3m; cytoplasm. Gene Ontology annotation, molecular function: RNA binding; protein binding; translation initiation factor activity. The coding region runs from base 167 to 1165 and encodes 332 amino acids. Gene Ontology annotation, biological process: cytoplasmic translational initiation.